GGCUGCUCGGAUGAAGCGCUGCCCAGCGAGCCUGUCCCUGCAGUGGCACCACUGCCGUCCCCUCCGCUUCCUCCGAGCCUCUGGAGUUGGCCAGGGAUGGCGCUGCACCGGAGCCAGAAGCUGAACCUGCUGCGCCUCGCGGUGCUGCUGACGGUGGCGCUGGCCGGCAUCAAGUUCUUCUUCCGGGACAGUUUCAUGCUGGACCAGCACCAGGAGUCUGGCCGGGAGAGCAGCUUCUGGGGCAAGGCCGGGGACCCCGAGCGGCCGGCCAAGGUCAGGGACUCAUCCUUGGCGCUCCCAAACAGCCAGGUGGCCGCUGCCGCCCCCGCGCAGGUCAUGAGGCAGCAGCGGCUGAAGGACUUCAGCGCAGUGCAGAUGAGGCUGGUGCACCUGGACCUCAAGGGAGCGGCUCCCAAAGUCUCCUACCUGGAGCAGGUCUUCCCACUCUUCUCCAAGCUGGGUGCGAACGGGAUUCUGAUUGAGUACGAAGACAUGUUCCCAUUCAAGGGAGAGCUCGAGGUGCUGAAGUCUCCAUAUGCGUAUAGUGAAGAAGAUAUCAGCAAGAUCCUGAAGCUGGCUGAGCUGAAUAAGCUGGAGGUGGUCCCGCUGGUGCAGACCUUUGGGCACGUGGAGUUCAUCCUGAAGCACGACAAGUACCGGCACCUGAGGGAGGUGGAGCGCUUCCCCAACAGCUUCAACCCCCACGUCCCAGAGACCCUGGCCCUCCUGAAGGCAGUGCUCGCCCAGGUCCUGAGCAGGCACCCGCGCUCCAGCUGGGUGCACAUCGGGGCUGAUGAGGUCUUCCACCUGGGGGAGGGGACGGACUCGAAGAACUGGAUGAGCCACAACGCGGGGGACGUCGGCCAGAUGUACCUGAAGCACGUCCGGGAGGUGGUGGACUUCGUUGCCAGCCAGGCCCCGGGGCUGCAGGUGCUGCUGUGGGACGACAUGCUGCGAAAGGUCAGCGUGGCGGCCAUCCACGACUCCGGCAUCCCCAAACACGCUUCUCCCAUGCUGUGGUUUUAUGCUCCGGACUUUAAUACAGAACAAAUAGGGAAGCACAUUGCCAAGUACGCCGAGUGUGGCUUCAGGACCGUCUGGUUUGCAAGCGCCUUCAAGGGCACCACCGGCCCGGCCCAGGCCUGGACGCCCCUGCGCCACCACCUGCAGAACCACUUGCGCUGGCUGAAGGUGCUCCAGUCCAUGCCCAGGACGCCCGCCACCCGGUUCCAGGGCAUCGCGCUCACAGGGUGGCAAAGGUACGACCACUAUUCGGCUCUGUGUGAGCUGCUGCCCGUCGGGAUCCCAUCCCUGGCUGUGUGUCUGCAGACCAUGGUGAAUGGUGGGUUCACAGAAGACACGAAGAAGAAGGUCCUCGCCAUACUUGGGUUCCAGGACAUGCACCUUGAGAAGAGCACAUGCGACGGAAGCGGCACCUUCCCGGGCUCGGAGAUCUACCGAAUGGUUGAGCAGGUCAGCGGCCAGCUGAGGGACUCCGUGGCCAAAGUCCUGGAAGAGGAGAGCUCCAUCAAGGGCUGGUUCGGGCCGUACCACCGGAAGCACCAGUUCGGCAACCCCCGCAACAUGGAGAGCUUCGGCAGCAAAGUCCUCCAGGUGCACGAAGACUGGGAGAGCACUGUGCAGACCCUCCGCUCGCUCAUGGAGGGCAUCUACUUCCCUGACACGGUGGAGGAGUGGAUGGAGGAGAACGUCAACCCCCACAUGGACCGGUUGCGCGAGUUUGUCCGGGACUUCAAGGAAACCAUCCGCCUCAACGCCCGGCCCAAGACUCUCUGAGCACAGGUGCCUCUCGGAGCCCUCCCGCCGUCCUGCAGGUGAGGGAGAGGCGGCGUGCUGCUGUGGGGCUCCCAGUGCCCGCCCCGCAGCAAGGCACGCAGA
Varanus komodoensis (Komodo dragon) is the source of this 1899-nucleotide messenger RNA. Its product is annotated as hexosaminidase D-like. The coding region runs from base 97 to 1797 and encodes 566 amino acids. Gene Ontology annotation, molecular function: hexosaminidase activity. The transcript has 14 exons. NCBI's taxonomy places the organism in Eukaryota, Metazoa, Chordata, Lepidosauria, Squamata, Varanidae. Gene Ontology annotation, biological process: carbohydrate metabolic process. The record is from RefSeq and is a predicted model, not a curated record.